GGACGCGCCGGAAGUCUUGGGGAGCGCUCCGCUGGGGUCCGCCGGCAGCGGCGGACGGUUGGCCCGGUUUGGGGUAAGGCGGCUCCGGAAGGCUCUGUGACACCCCGGCUGGGCGGCGGCCGUCGGGACCCCGUGUUUGAGUGAGAGCACAGUCCUCUCCGAGCCCCCUGCAUCCCGCUCGCUGUGUCCCCUCCUCUUCCAGUCGUUGUCCGGGCUCCGGACGUAGUUGCCGUCUCCCAGCCUGCUUCCGAGCCUCCCUUGUCUCCUCUGAGCCUGAUGCGUCCGGGAUCUGGUUGUGGGAUGGGCUCCAUUCACCACUGCCCUUCCCUGGUUCCCCGCAGCUGCAGAUUCUGUGACCUCAAGCAUGCAAGGGCCUUGAAUAAUGUACCCGGAAAGUGUCCAGCAAAGGGAAACGACUGGGGCCCUACCCCAUGUGGACAACCUCACCAUGCGUCUGGACCCCGGUGUGGGCGCCUCAGUGAUAGGCGUAGUGACAGUGACAGUGACAGCUAGAGGGAUGAUAGACCCCCAAACUAGUGGACUUUGAAGUUUUCUUCCCAGCCGGUUCCAGCCUCCUGGAACAACCAUGUCGCCAGUUUUGCGCGUGCCAAAUUCACGGCGCUGCCCAAGCGGAGCUGCUAUCUGAAUUCUCCUUGGAUGUGGCAAAGGGAAAUGAACGCAAAAGGUGCCGCUGGAAGUGUCCGACCUAGAGAAAUAUGUAGACCGGAGCCCUGUUACCUUCCUCCAGCAUGGACUUCCUGGUUCUCUUCUUGUUCUACUUGGCCUUCUUAUUGAUUUGUGUUGUCCUGAUCUGCAUCUUCACAAAAAGCCAGCGUUUGAAGGCCGUGGUCCUUGGAGGAGCACAGGUGUGCUCCAGGGUAAUCCCGCAGUGCCUCCAGAGGGCCGUGCAGACGCUUCUUCAUCAGCUCUUCCACACACGGAGGAGGUUGGCCCGGGCCGUGUUCCUCGGACUCAUGUGGCUUCUUCCUGGAAUGGCCCGUGCAUACUCCCUGUGUGCUUCCUUGCAGCCACCCCACCUUCAUCGUCUUGCACCUGCUCUUGCAAGGGCUAGUGUAUGCAGAAUACACCUGCGAGGUCUUCGGCUAUUGCCGGGAGCUGGAGUUCUCUCUGCCUUACCUUCUCCUGCCCUAUGUGCUGCUAAGCGUGAACCUGGUGUUCUUCACCCUGACUUGUGCCGCCAAUCCUGGUACCAUCACUAAAGCAAACGAAUCAUUUCUUCUGCAAGUCUAUAAAUUCGAUGAUGUGAUGUUUCCAAAGAACUCGAGGUGCCCCACUUGCGAUUUAAGGAAACCAGCCCGCUCCAAGCACUGCAGGUUGUGUGACCGCUGUGUGCACCGGUUCGACCAUCACUGUGUUUGGGUGAACAACUGCAUCGGGGCCUGGAACACCAGGUACUUCCUCAUUUACCUCCUGACGCUGACGGCUUCUGCUGCCACCAUAGCCACCGUGACUGCUGCCUUUCUGCUCCGCCUAGUGACAGUGUCUGAUCUCUACCAGGAAACUUACCUAGAUGACGUGGGGCAUUUCCAGGCUGUGGACACUGUCUUUCUUAUUCAGCAUCUGUUCCUGGCAUUUCCAAGGAUUGUCUUCCUACUGGGCUUUGUCAUCGUUUUGAGCAUGCUCCUGGCUGGCUACUUGUGCUUUGCUCUGUACCUGGCUGCCACCAACCAGACCACAAAUGAAUGGUAUAAAGGCGACUGGGCCUGGUGCCAGCGCUGGCCUCUGGUGGCUUGGUCCCCAUCAGCUGAGCCCCGGAUCCACCAGAACAUUCACUCCCACGGGUUUAGGAGCAACCUUCGAGAGAUCUUUCUACCUGCUACCCCCAGUUACAAGAAAAAGGAGAAAUAGAGCGGAAGUGCCCUGCCUUUUAAAUACAGUGCACACCUAUUUGUACACAUGGA
This is a messenger RNA of Mus musculus (house mouse), 1922 nucleotides long. It is a transcript of the gene Zdhhc4, whose product is annotated as zinc finger, DHHC domain containing 4. The record is from RefSeq and is marked validated. Gene Ontology annotation, molecular function: protein-cysteine S-palmitoyltransferase activity; palmitoyltransferase activity. Bases 1267 to 1869 code for a protein of 200 amino acids. Gene Ontology annotation, cellular component: Golgi apparatus; Golgi membrane; plasma membrane. The transcript is spliced from 8 exons. NCBI's taxonomy places the organism in Eukaryota, Metazoa, Chordata, Mammalia, Rodentia, Muridae. Gene Ontology annotation, biological process: positive regulation of innate immune response; protein localization to plasma membrane.